This is a messenger RNA of Eimeria tenella, 570 nucleotides long. Its product is annotated as methyltransferase domain-containing protein, putative. Gene Ontology annotation, biological process: DNA replication. The transcript has 5 exons. Gene Ontology annotation, cellular component: DNA replication factor C complex. Gene Ontology annotation, molecular function: ATP binding; DNA binding; DNA clamp loader activity. The record is from RefSeq and is a predicted model, not a curated record. Bases 1 to 570 code for a protein of 189 amino acids. NCBI's taxonomy places the organism in Eukaryota, Apicomplexa, Conoidasida, Eucoccidiorida, Eimeriidae.
AUGAUUCCCCUGCUCAUUCAUGAGAACUACCUAGCCGCCAUAUCCCACGGGGUGCAGCAGCGGGGGGGCCCCCCGGGGACGCCCCCCAAGUUGACCCUGGGGGGCCCCCGGGGGCCCCCCAAGGAGGCCGGCAAGGGGGGCCCCCCUGGGGGCCCCCAGGGGGGCCCCUCUGCUGAGCUGGAGGGCCUCACGAGUUGUGCACGAGCUGCUCGUGCACUUUGCCAAGCCGACGUCGCCAACGCAAUUUUGCGCUCCGUUCACAAAGUAAACGGCUUCAUUCCUCGCGUGAACUUCCCGUCUUGGCUGGGCCGCAACAGCACACAAACCAAAAACAAAAGGCUCUUUUCCGAGCUGCUGCUGCAGCUCCUCAAAACCCCCAGCGCGGGCUCUAGUGUGGGGGCUUUGAAGCUUUCGGGUUACUUGGACGCUCUUUACACAAUGGCGGUGGCGCCGCUGGCCCACGAAGGAGACGCGCAAGAGACAGUGAAGAGGCUGGGGGUUUACGGCCUGAGGCGCGAGCACUUAGUGGACCACAUGCAGAGUCUAAUGUUGAAGAAGCAGGUGCCCUAA